This is a messenger RNA of Aspergillus steynii IBT 23096, 1692 nucleotides long. Its product is annotated as acyl-CoA synthetase. The record is from RefSeq and is a predicted model, not a curated record. The transcript is spliced from 3 exons. Gene Ontology annotation, molecular function: medium-chain fatty acid-CoA ligase activity. Lineage: Eukaryota; Fungi; Ascomycota; Eurotiomycetes; Eurotiales; Aspergillaceae. Gene Ontology annotation, biological process: fatty acid metabolic process. The coding region runs from base 1 to 1692 and encodes 563 amino acids.
AUGUCCGCUCUGAGUCUCGCCGCUCUCGUCACCGUCCCGCUAAUCACCUCCAACCUGCGCAAUCGCAAAUCCAGAUCUGACGAGUCCUCCCUGCCGCUGACCGCGAUUCCCUCCUCCCUGCCCUUGUUCGCGGAGGCCCGCCGCAUCGCCCAGAAUGACCCCGAGAAAGUCGCCAUCGUCGAUGCCACCAAGGGCCAGAGCUUCACCUUCGGCCAGCUGCUGGCCGACGCCUCCGCCCUGAAGAAGCACAUCCUCGAGGAAUUGAAGCUGACCGAGACCGGCGACCUGGAGGAGCGCCGCAUCGCCUUCCUGGCGCCCAACGGCUACGACUACGUGGUGACGCAGUGGGCCGUCUGGGCCGCCGGUGGCGUGUGUGUGCCGCUCUGCACCUCCCACCCCGUUCCGGAACUGCUGUACACGAUCGGCGACUCCGACCCCUCGCUCAUCAUCCUGCACCCGUCGUUCGAACACUUCGCCCAGCCGCUGCGCGAUGGAAUCACCAAGGCCAUCCCCUUCAUGGCCCUGACACCCUUCACGCAGGCCGAGUCGCCCAAGACCAUCGUCCUGCCCGCCUUCAGCCCCGUCUGCUUCCUGGACCGCCGCGCCCUGAUGAUCUACACCUCCGGCACCACCUCCAAUCCCAAGGGCUGCGUCACCACCCACAAGAACAUCACCUUCCAGGCCAAAUGCCUCGUCAAGGCCUGGCAGUAUAGCCCCUCGGACCGCCUCAUUCACGUGCUGCCGCUGCACCACGUGCACGGCAUCAUCAACGGCCUGGCCGCCAGCCUGAUCAGCGGCGUCACCGUCGAAAUGCACCCCAAGUUCGACCCCAAGACCAUCUGGGCGCGCUGGCAGGACCGCGGCUCGUCGACCAUGUUCAUGGCCGUGCCGACCAUCUACGCGCGCCUGGUCGACUACUUCGACACGCACAUCCGCGGCACCGAGAACGAGGAGGCCGCGCGCAGCGGUGCCAACGCCCUGCGUCUCGUGGUCAGCGGCUCCGCGGCCCUGCCGACGCCCAUCAAGGCCAAGUUCGCCGACAUCACGGGCCAGACGCUGCUGGAGCGCUACGGCAUGACCGAGAUCGGCAUGGGGAUCAGCUGCGGGCUGGAGGUCGAGAAGCGCGUCGACGGCAGCGUGGGCUGGCCGCUGCCGGGCGUGCAGGUGCGGUUGACGGAGAAGGAGACGGGUCGUGUGAUUGAGGGCACGGACGAGGACGGCAUGAUCGAGGUCAAGGGCGACAAUGUCUUCCGCGAGUACUGGCGCCGCCCCGAGGCGACGGCCAAGGAGUUCACGUCCGAUGGCUGGUUCCAGACGGGCGACGUGGCGCGGCGCGACGAGUCCGGCGCCUACUUCAUCCAGGGCCGGGCGUCCGUGGACCUGAUCAAGUCGGGCGGGUAUAAGAUCUCGGCGCUGGAGGUGGAGCGCAAGAUGCUGGGGCUGGAUGCCAUCCAGGAGGUGGCGGUGGUGGGCCUGGCGGACGAGGAAUGGGGACAGCGCGUGGCUGCGGUGGUGAAGCAGCGUGAGGGCACCGACCCUCUUGACCUGCAGACUCUGCGCGCGCAGCUGAAGCAGGAGAUGGCGCCGUACAAGAUCCCCACGGUGCUGAAGCUGGUGGACGGCAUCGAGCGGAAUGCCAUGGGCAAGGUGAACAAGAAGACGAUCAUCCAGAAGUACUGGCCUGAGAAUUAG